AUGGGCAGGCUGGAAAGUAUUCGCAUCGGCCUUUUUCCCUGCCUGUUCCCAAUCGGUCUCUUUACCUCGGAAUCCCUAAGUCUUCUUUCUAAAGUUCCUCCACUUCCCAUGAAUUUGGCAGACCCCCGUGAUGGCCUUGAGUGGGCGCAAACAGUUGUCAUAGAGAGCCCUCGUUGGACCAAGGAGCCAGCUCUGGAGGCAGUCCAAGCCUUGGCCCAAUCCAACCUCACCAAAGAGCGAGAUGUGAAAGUGACUUUCCAUUCUGAGGGCGCCUUUAACAAACUGUAUAUUGUGGAGUCUGACUAUGGGCCAAACUUGAUUGUUCGUGUCUCCUCACCGGUGGAUCCGCAAUACAAAACGUUGAGUGAAGUGGCCACCCUCGAAUUUGUCCAUUUGGAGACUUCGAUCCCCGUUCCAAGAGUCAUCGCCUUUGAUGCGCGGCCUCGCGAUGGCUUCCAAUCCGAGUGGAUCUUGAUGGAGAGAAUGCCCGGGCAGGCGCUUCAAGAGGCCUGGAGAACAUUAUCAUGGGAUGCAAAAAUCACUAGUGUCAAGACAGUCGCUGAGUAUUUGGUGGACCUGAACAAGACAAGGUUUUCCGCCAUCGGAAACCUGUAUCAACCCUGCCAGCUGCCAGCAUCUUCUGAGGACGCCCGGUCGGAGCCUUCAUCCAACCCUUCUGGGGAUAAACCAUGUGUGGUGGACCGAAUCUCCUCCUUUCCCUUUUUCUGGUCGUACCACUUCGAGAUGGAAGUUCCCCGGGGACCAUUUACCUGCAGCCGAGAUUGGCUGGCGUCGCAAUUGUUGUUGCAUGCCAAUGAUGCCGAACGAAUGCUAGCAGCGGCUGAAGACGAGGAACAGGUUGAGGAGGCAAAGACCUUGCAGGUCAUUGUCCAGCGACUACAGCAGCAUUUGGAUCCCUUUUUUCCACCACAAGAAGAUAGUUUGGAGGAAUAUACGUUGCAUCACGACGAUAUCUCUUCUCAGAAUCUUCUGGUUAAUCAAGAAGGACAUUUGACUGCCCUGGUGGAUUGGGAAUGUGUCAGCGUCGUUCCGGUUUAUAAAACCGCAGAGUGGCUUAUUUUCCUUGCUGGGCCGGAUUCCGAGUUUGAGGAUUACCCAGAUCCCAACAACUACGCCAAGGUGGAUGGGAGUCUUGAUGAGAACGACAUAUAUCAGGAACAUGUCCUAGAAUAUGAACUCACCAAACUCCGGCCCAUUUUUCUGGAACAUAUGUCAAAACUGUCUCCAAAUUGGGUCAAGAUCAACGAGGAUGAAAGACUUCGGCGCAAAGCAGACUUUGAAUAUGCCGUACAAGGCUGCGCGUCCUACAUGAUGUGGCCAGAUAUCCAAGAAUGGCUGGAUAGCAUGGAGAAUGGGGACUACUACAAUCUAAAGGUCUUACCAUAUGAUUAA
Penicillium salamii is the source of this 1413-nucleotide messenger RNA. NCBI's taxonomy places the organism in Eukaryota, Fungi, Ascomycota, Eurotiomycetes, Eurotiales, Aspergillaceae. The record is from the annotation of a GenBank genome assembly.